This is a messenger RNA of Amoebophrya sp. A120, 3463 nucleotides long. NCBI's taxonomy places the organism in Eukaryota, Dinophyceae, Syndiniales, Amoebophryaceae. The record is from the annotation of a GenBank genome assembly.
AUGUGCCCAAAAGGUCGCUGCACUUGGCGGGAUUCAGUUCGCGGGGAAACACGCACCGAGUCGUGGGGAUGCGAUCAAAGCGCUCGUGAGCGACGUGGUUGUAUCAGGACCUUGUGCUGAAGAUGUUGGUGCAGUCGUACCACUUUCGCCGCAAAAUAUUGAGAGCUCGUUGCCGCUCGACAUCAAGAAAGAAAAGAUGACAAGCACGUCAAGCACGACCUUCUUGUCAACAUCAUCUCCCAGUAUUUCUACCUGCAGCACGACAAGUCGUGCAGAAGACCAACAGCACACGACUAGCAGCAGCAUGGACGAGCAGGACGUCGGCCACGAUUCGGUUGCUAUUGAUGUCGCAAGAGCAGACAAAACAGUGGCUCGCGGAGGUAAAAGUUGCGAACAGGCUGGGGGAUCGACGAGCUCGGUCUCCUUGCAAGAGAGAGGACAACCUCCACACCUCGAAAUUAUAGCGGACCAAAUCGUCGCGAAGAAGAGGAAGACCACCGCGCUUGUUCCACCUGGUGGCAGCAAUUCUACAAGAAAUAAGCACCCUCCAAACAAGGCGGAGCGGUACCGCGCCUCCGGGUUUUCCACGAAACCGGAACAGGAGCUCUGGAUGGGCGGCAUUCCGCAGCGGUACGCGUCGGUCCGCCAACUCCGGCAGUUGAUCUGGGAAAAUCUAGUUACCGACGAAGAAAAGCGAUGGACGGUGCACGUAAAAAAACUCGUGAAGAAAGGGUACCGGAAAAACGCGGCGGAGCCCUGGACCGCUUUCGCGAUUCUGUACCAAAAGGAAAAAUAAUGUCCUCUCCCCAACAUUAUCAAGAUGGAAGUCUGUCGUGUUGCGGCGUUUGCUGUGUACACAAAUCGAACUUGUUGUCUCGCAGUAGAGAAUAGCGCACAAUAGAUCCUAAGCCCAGGCAGGGGUUUUUCAGUGUAGGCACCUAGCAUGGAGGCAGACGUGUGCUGUCCUCUAGGCCCGCCUUGCAGCAUUUUUACAAAUCGCCUGCAUAAAAGCGCAGCGGACUCUCAGCCUAUGCCUUUGCCUUCUUGUUUCAUGACAGACUCAGACAAAAUCUACGCCACAAAUGAUUUUCAGAAGGGUGCACGUGCAAUAAGGGGAGGGGGUUAUUUUCCUCACAAUAUUCUGGCACUCAAAACUAAGGCUGAGGCGGAGCGCGUAUUGGAAAUCUUGAAUAAUCGGGUGUUGGUGAAAGGAGAAGACCGGAUAGACGACGUAAAGGACGAGGAUUUCAAAUUCUUCCUGCGCGCAAGGCAAGUAACGAAACCGAUGACUUCUUCUGGGACUAAAACUAAUUUGCAAAAUGGAAAAGGAGAACAAGCAUCGACAACAUCCGAUACUUGGGGAAGGGGAAGCUAUAUUAAUGCCUCUGACGCCGACAAGAAAGAAGAUGCUACAACUUUUACACGGCCGCAGCCAGGCUCAGCAGGUGGAGAGCAACUCCAAGCCGAAGCUGUAGGCCUUGAAGAGAGCACAGAGACCUUCUCGCCAGAGCAUCAAGCUCCGUUAUACGCAGGGCAAUCACCACCGCUUUUCAACCGGUUGAUGGCUCUACCCUUAGAGCAACUGGUGGAACGCUGGCGAAUUCUUUCCGAGGUUAUUGAUGUUGAAGAUGUGGACAAGGUACAACAAGAUACAGAAGAUACGAACGGAGGAGCUGCGUCGUCUUCUUCUUCAUUGUCCGUCUGUAAAAGGAGCACCAAUUCUGGGGUCGAUGUUGCUCCCGUAGCGAAGAUGAAAACACAGACCACGACGAACAGUGGCUUAAAUGAUUUCGAUGCGUCCUUAUCCGCGCUGAUUUCGACGCUGAAACUUGAGCUGAAGACGGCGCUGGAUUUUGGCUCUUCACGAGGACCACGUGCAGGGACGACGAACGGGAUGAAAAAUACUUCUAUGAUCUCGACCAGCAACAGCAAGGGCCCGAUAGCCCGGGCACUCGCGAGAAUUCAAGAGUUUUGCGAAAGUAGAAAUUUGACUCUGAAAACAGUGCCUACGAGUACUCCAGACGAAGUAGCGGAUGGUUCUCCUCUCGGACAAAUAAAUCAACUACCCGACAGCCCCCACACCAGCUGCACUCUUUUCGCCACCCAGCACCUCACCGGCCGCUGUAUCCCCGAACCGCUUUGCACCAAGUUGCACGAAGAACUGAAAAGACUGCAGUGGCCGGUUCAGAAGCACCGGCAAAGACUGAAAUCAGACCACUACGCCGUCGUGUGGCGGGGCCGGCCGAGAGCGGAAUUUCAGCAGAUCUAUCCGCUGUUUGAGGAGUUGAUGGACUGGGCAGGAUAUCAACUGCAAAAAUGUCUAGGUCUGGAAUGUUGCCGGGUUUGUCAUGCAUAUUUUGCAUGACCCAGAAUGUCUGUAAUGCAUGACCUAGCAUCACAGAUUUUUAGAGGGCUUCCGGAUGCCUAAUCCGCAUGACAAAUGCCCUCCCCGCGUAGCGCAAACUAGACUCCUCCUGCUGAUCAUACAAUACAGAUUUUUCUAGAGUCCAGAGUUAGCAUCACAAGCUCCACCAAGCUUUCAGGCCCAGUCAUUUUUGGAUUUGAUACAGGAGAUAGGGAGCCUAGCCCUGGUCACCUCGUCGUCCCUUGGACGCACAUUGCAGUGACGAAAAACUUCAUUGGCAGCCCGCACAUCGACGAGUUCGAUCAGACAUUCCAGUUUUGCGCCAGUUUUGGCGACUUCGAAAACGGCGGCGAGCUCUGUGUUGAGGAUUGCAAUGUGGAAAGGUGGACUUGUAGAGAGAGGAGAAUAAAACUCCUGAAGGGAAAUAAUAGUACUAGAAAGCGCCAACUACAUGAAAAUCAGGAUGGACACGAAGAAGAAACUGACGAACGGAAUGAAGAUGACACCCCGUCCCCCAGCGUCAAUGAAGAAGAUGAAAACAUCAGACACUCUUCCGCUAGAAUUUCUUGUGCAAGAACUGCCCGUGAUGUUGAAGAUUUUUGUCGGAACAAUAUCAACGACGAUCCUCGCGGAGUAGAUGACCCUCCAAAUAAGCUUAAGCAUCAAGCUUUCUCCACACUCUACAUUUGCACGACCAAGAACCGCCUGGUCAAAGUGGAUGGGAGAUACGUCCACUUCGUGCGCGGCUACGACCAGCAGCCGAGUGACUGUGACGGUGGAGCAAAUAAAUUAUCUGGAGACCGGUACAGUUUGGUUUUCUACUGCUUGGACCCCAAGGGGUACACGCCGAAGCGGGGGGCCGUGGACUGGGAAUGGAUGGCAAGGUCUAGUAAAUCAUGAACGUCCUGCUCGUUUGCAAGAUUGUUUGAAACUGAAACGAGUUGUAUUUCGAUUUGUUCACCAGCGACUUCUGCGACCGGUUUGUUUACACAGCACAACUUGGUUGCAACGACACAUCAGUCCUUGUCCUGGUGCGGUUUAGUCAGGCACAGGGCACUCAUGAAGGAGAUUUUACUAACUUACGUCGUGCUUACUAAC